Molecule: messenger RNA, 480 nt
Organism: Fusarium venenatum
Lineage: Eukaryota; Fungi; Ascomycota; Sordariomycetes; Hypocreales; Nectriaceae
Source: RefSeq, a predicted model, not a curated record
AUGCCACAGCGCUACCCGCAAACCCACCAGGACGGCAUCUGGCGACUCACCCUGCUGAGUUCGCCGUGGUUCGACUGCCCAAUCUUUGAAGACCUGUUGAUGAAACCUAUCGGGUCUAAUGAUCUCGACAUGACGCCUUGGGAGCCGGGGACGAAACUCACAAACAGGGACCCAUUUCACCCGGAACUGUUAUCUUUGUUUUUGGACAGGUGGUGGUCCGAGGCCUUCAAUUGGCACUUGAGGAGGUUUGACAACGAUGACGUGGUUUUACCCCUGACGGCGGGUUAUUAUCAUGAAAUGUAUGGGCCUGAGGCGAUGGACUGGCAUACGAUUAGGGAGGAGAUCGCUAUCAAGAAUCAGGUUCGUAAUGACGAGGAUGACCAGGGAGAGAGUCAGCCAGAUAAAACGUUUCCUGAUGAAAAUGCGGUCGACGCUGCAGGAAAUCUUGCGGAUUUCUCCUCACUUCGAAUACGUGAGUAA